Molecule: messenger RNA, 1558 nt
Organism: Syngnathus acus (greater pipefish)
Lineage: Eukaryota; Metazoa; Chordata; Actinopteri; Syngnathiformes; Syngnathidae
Product: keratin, type II cytoskeletal 8-like
Exons: 9
Coding region: 125-1246 (373 amino acids)
Cellular component (GO): keratin filament
Source: RefSeq, a predicted model, not a curated record
AGAGGUGGGGGGAGGCAACAAUCGGCCCAACCCUGCUUUAAAUGGAGGUGAGCCGGUGAGGUCGAGCCAUCCUGCUCCGAUCUUCUUUCCGUGUGUGUGUCACUGUGUUCUCUCGCCGCUUGCGAUGUCCGAAGGAAGAGAUUACAGCAGCCAGUCGUACACCCCCGCCGGCAGCGCGACGCCCGCCAGAAGCUACCCGAGCAACGUCGUCCACUCGGCGGGCAAGUUCAGGGAAAAGGACGACAUGGUGGCACUCAACGAUAAGUUUGUCAGGUUGAUUGAAAAGGUGAAACACCAGGAGGAUGAAAACCAAAAAUUAGACACAAAGUUGAAGAUCCUCCGAGAGCAAGAGCCAUAUGUGGCUAACAUUACGAGCAUAGCGAUGCAACUGGAGGAGGCGCUGAAGCAACAGAUUGAGCAUUUACUCAGUGACCAGACAAAACUUGAGGACGAGCUCUUGCAGAACCAGCAGGUGGCAGAGGACAGCAAGAAGAGAUAUGAGGAUGAGUUGUUGAAGAAAGCAGAACUGGAAAAUGAAUUCAUCAUCACCAAAAAGGAUGCGGAUGAAGGCCAUUUGGAAGCUGUCCAUUUGACUCUGGUGUUGGAAGAUCUGAUAGGACAGCUGGAUUUCCUCAGGAUCGGCUAUGAUGAGGAAAUCAAAGAGCUGCAAUCUCAAAUCCAAAACGAGACGGUGGUUAUACGAGGAAACGCUAAGCGCUCUCUGGACAUGAACGCCAUUGUCGAGAGCGUCAAGGGUCAGUACGCCGACGUUGCUGCUCGUAGCAAAGGGGAAGCGGAGCAUUGGAACCGGAAGAAGAUGGAUGCAAUGGUUUUUGAAGCAGGACAGCGCGAGCAGGAAGCGCGAGCUAUACGGAGGCAGAUCUCAGACACGGUGCGCUUCAUCCAGAGGCUCAAUGGAGACCUGGAUGCUCUCAAAAGAAAGGAAGAGUCUCUGAAGAAGGACGUCGACGACGCAAUCGUGGAAGGAGACAAAAGCUUGGAGGGGGCCCGCAAGGACAUCGGUGAGCUGGAAGAGGCCCUGAGGUGCGCCAAACAAGACAUGGCCGGCCAGAUGCGAGAACACCAAGAGCUGAUGAACCUCAAGCUAGCCUUGGAUAUGGAGAUUGCCACCUAUCGCAAGCUGCUGGAGGGAGAGGAGAUGAGAAUGGAUAAACUCCUACGCAAUUCAGUCCAGGCAGCCAGCACCCAAUUGGACGGACGAAUGGAGUCAAAUCUUCCUUUGUGACUCAUCAUGCGUCAUGUUACAACAUCGGCUGAAUAUUUGAGGUGCUUUUCAGUCUGACUUUUGUUUUUUUAAAUAUGUCAUAUUGACUUUUGGCUUCAGAUACUGUGUAAGAUGUUAAAAAAGGUGUUUGGGUACAUUAAUUACGGCUCUAAAGCAGCACUUGAUUAUGAUUUAUAAGAUCCAUUUUUGGUUUGUCCAAUAUUUUCACGACUCGUCCCCGGUUGUUUUCUUAUGUGUAGGUUGUCAUGGUUUCUGUCCGCGUCUGUGUACUCGCCCCUCCCCUCCUGUUUCACCUCACAAGCUAGGUAAUCA